UGUCGGCCUGCUUCUCCAUUCACAAUUUCACAUCCCCCUCCCGUCUCCGCCGAGCGCUCCCAAAGUCAAAGAAAACCACGCUGCAACUUGCUAACGAAUUCCAUUGCGUGCGCUUCCCGUCCUCCCAUCCCCUCCCCCCUCCCACCACCUCCGCUCCUCCGCCCACGCCAAUCCUCCCAAAUCCACCGCCGCCGAUCCGCCGAGAUGGACCGCAGCAGCAGCAGCAAUAGCGGCGGCGGACACAACCCGCACCUCGGCGUCAACAAGCUCGGCCGGAACAUCCGCAAGGCGACGCCGCCGCCGCCCCCUCAGCAGCAGCCGCCCCGCCCGCCGCACCCCCAGCCGCAGGUAUACAACAUCAGCAAGAACCAGUUCCGCGACAUGGUCCAGCAGCUCACCGCCGGCACCCCUUCCCCUCCGCCGCCCCAGCACCACCACCGCCCCCCUCCGCCGCUCCAGCAGCAGCACCAGCAGCAGUCCAAGCCCGCAUCCAUGCGCCUCCAGAAGAUCCGCCCGCCCCCCAUCUCCACCCCCGUCGCGCGGCCCCCUCCCGUCCACAACCACCACCAGAUACCAAACCCUAACCACAACCCCGCCUUCCACCGCCCCCCGCACCCGCACCACAUGCCCAUGCCUCCGCCGGGGCCCGCCUGGGCCGACUCGCCCGUCUCUGCCUACAUGCGCAUCCUCGAGAACUCCCUCUUCAGCGCCACUCCUCCCGGGGCUGCCGCCGCCGCCGCCGCCGCCGCUCAUGCUCACGCCGCGGCUGCAGCAGCAGCUGCCGGACGGGGGCCUCCGCAGCACCCUUAUCACCCGCCCCCGCCGCCGGUGCCGUCGCCCGGGAUACUCCCUUCGCCGACCGGAUUUCUCAAUUUGCUCUCGCCGACGCCCAGGUCGCCCUACCCGCUCCUCUCGCCGGGGUUCCAGCAACCUCCUCCGCUCACGCCGAACUUCCCCAUGUUGUCGCCGCUGCCAGGAACAGGGAUCCUGGGGCCAGGGCCCAUGCCGCCGCCGCCUUCGCCAGGGCUAUGGUUCCCGCAGUCGCCGUCGGGGCUGCUCUCACCGUCCGGAUUCUUUCCAUUGCUGAGCCCACGGUGGAGAGAUAUGUAGCAUGGGUCAGCAGUCGCCCCUGUAACAUUUGACGGUAGGGAGGUAGCUACAGUGAUGGGAAUUGGUUCAUCCGACGGAGGUGAAACAGGUGGGUUGUAGCUCUCGACACCACUAUUUGUUGCUGUUAAUUGCUGCUGUGCGGUUAGCAUCAUUCUGUAAGGCUUCGGUAAAGGCUGUUGGUUACAUAUUUGUAAUUGUAUAACUGGGGAAAUUUUCAAUUUAUUCACUUUCUUGGCUGCAAAAGGAGGACAGUAAUAACUGGGAAUGUUGUAGUGUAGAUUCUUGAGUGGCUAGGCUUGAAACAUGUAAUUGUAAUUUUAGUUAAAGAAAGAUGAGCUCUUUCUGACAAA
This is a messenger RNA of Aegilops tauschii subsp. strangulata, 1460 nucleotides long. RefSeq names its product protein HAIKU1. Lineage: Eukaryota; Viridiplantae; Streptophyta; Magnoliopsida; Poales; Poaceae. The record is from RefSeq and is a predicted model, not a curated record.